Messenger RNA from Nycticebus coucang (slow loris), 2082 nucleotides. RefSeq names its product protein phosphatase 2 regulatory subunit Bdelta (gene PPP2R2D). Bases 966 to 1832 code for a protein of 288 amino acids. Gene Ontology annotation, molecular function: protein binding; protein phosphatase regulator activity. Gene Ontology annotation, biological process: peptidyl-serine dephosphorylation. The record is from RefSeq and is a predicted model, not a curated record. Lineage: Eukaryota; Metazoa; Chordata; Mammalia; Primates; Lorisidae. Gene Ontology annotation, cellular component: cytosol; protein phosphatase type 2A complex. The transcript has 7 exons.
AGCAGAGGUCCUCAAACUUUUUAAACAGGGGGCCAGUUCACUGUCCCUCAGACCGUUGGAGGGCCAGACUAUAGUUUAAAAAAAAAAACUAUAAACAAAUUCCUAUGCACACUGCACAUAUCUUAUUUUGAACAACAAAAAAAAAACGGGAACAAAUACAAUCACACCGCCUCAUGUGGCCCGUGGGCCGUAGUUUGAGGAACCCUGGUCUAAAGGCUCAAAGUUGGCGGGAAGAACGCUUGAAUUAAGGGGUCUUCUUCUAUCAUGUGGGUCCAGACCAGAGUCAGGUUGGAGAGGAAGCCAUGGUCUAAUGGACUGAUUUUUUUAAAAAGUUUAUAGCUGGGCGUUGUGGCGGGUGCCUGUGGUCCCCAGCUACUCGGGAGGCUGAGGUAAGAGAAUCACGUAAGCCCAGGAGUUGGAGGUUGCUGUGAGCUGUGAUGCUACAGCACUCUACCAAGGGCAAUAAAGUGAGACUGUCUCUAAAAAAAUAAAAGUUUAACAAGAUCUUAGGGUUGUGAGUCCUGAUGUAAUCUUUGCCCUAGGCCUCUGUAAAAAGUUUAACAAGAUCUUAGGUUUCUGAGUCCUGAUGUAAUCUUUGCCCUAGGCCUCUGUUGGCUAGAGCACCUUGUCAUCAAGCGUCUGUGCCUGCAUCUAAAGGGGAGAGGACAGGGAGGCAGGCCCAGCACCCCUUCAUGAUGGCCAGGAAGUCAGUUCUGAGGGCAUGAAGAAUACAGUGACCACUGGUGCCUUAGGCACUGGGCCGGGACUUGUGCUGAGGAGCCUGCAGUUCACCUGGUCUGCUCCGCUCACCCGUGGGAAUGACAGCACAGUGACAAUGACAGAUAACGUCUGACAUCAUUUCAACUGUUGAAUUUAAUUAUUCUGGAGAUCUUCUUGCUACGGGAGACAAGGGCGGCCGAGUUGUUAUUUUUCAGCGGGAACAAGAGGUCCCAAUAUUGAAGCCCAUGGACCUUAUGGUAGAAGCAAGUCCACGGCGAAUUUUUGCAAAUGCUCACACAUAUCACAUAAAUUCCAUUUCCGUAAAUAGUGACCAUGAAACAUAUCUUUCUGCAGAUGACCUGAGAAUUAAUCUGUGGCAUUUGGAAAUCACAGAUAGGAGUUUUAACAUCGUGGACAUCAAGCCAGCCAACAUGGAGGAGCUGACGGAGGUCAUCACGGCGGCUGAGUUCCACCCACUGCAGUGCAACGUGCUGGUCUACAGCAGCAGCAAGGGCACCGUACGGCUGUGUGACAUGCGCUCCUCGGCCCUGUGCGACAGACACUCCAAGUUUUUUGAAGAGCCUGAAGACCCGAGCAGUAGGUCCUUCUUCUCUGAGAUCAUCUCGUCCAUUUCCGAUGUGAAGUUCAGCCACAGCGGGCGCUACAUGAUGACCCGGGACUACCUGUCGGUAAAGGUGUGGGACCUCAACAUGGAGACCAGGCCAGUGGAGACGCUCCAGGUCCACGAGUACCUGCGGGGCAAGCUGUGCUCCCUGUACGAGAACGACUGCAUCUUCGACAAGUUCGAGUGCUGCUGGAACGGCGCGGACAGUGCCAUCAUGACCGGGUCCUACAACAACUUCUUCAGAAUGUUUGACAGAAACACGCGGAGGGACGUGACGCUAGAAGCCUCCAGAGAGAACAGCAAGCCCCGUGCCAGCUUGAAACCGAGGAAAGUGUGCACGGGGGGCAAGCGGAAGAAAGACGAGAUCAGCGUGGACAGUCUGGACUUCAACAAGAAGAUCCUUCACACAGCCUGGCACCCUGUGGAGAGCAUCAUUGCUGUGGCUGCCACCAAUAACUUGUAUAUAUUCCAGGACAAAGUCAACUAAGGAGCCAUCUGGGGGCCAAGUCUCAUCUCACACAGUUACGCGGGUCGUUUUUCCGUCCGCUCCAUUGAGAACAUGAUGCACUUGCUCCUUCCCUCACAGACGCGGGACAGAAGCAGCCUGGGCUGGAGGCCAGCAAGCUGUGCCCUGGUGGCAGGGGUGCUGCUGCUCGCAGGAAAGCCCUCUGGAUGCACCGUCGACAGACAUCGCUCCAUAAAGGCCAUUGCUCAAAAUAAAUGUAUUUAUUUAAUUC